This is a messenger RNA of Tetranychus urticae (two-spotted spider mite), 2409 nucleotides long. RefSeq names its product Inosine-5'-monophosphate dehydrogenase ras (gene ras). Gene Ontology annotation, biological process: GTP biosynthetic process. The record is from RefSeq and is a predicted model, not a curated record. Lineage: Eukaryota; Metazoa; Arthropoda; Arachnida; Trombidiformes; Tetranychidae. Gene Ontology annotation, molecular function: IMP dehydrogenase activity. Gene Ontology annotation, cellular component: cytoplasm.
UUAUUACCGAGAUUGGGAUCAUCAUCAUAAUCAAAUCUUCUUUCUUUCUGCUUACUCUCUUUUUUUUACCAUUUCACAUUGACUCUCUGUGAAUACAUAUCUUAGACUUCCUCUCUCUGUGUCUCUCUAGUUUGAUAAAAUUACAUUUAAAACCAGUUACCAAUUCAAUUUAAUCAACACUGUGAAUCAAACCAGUUUUUGGAAAUCACCAUUAAUCAACAGUUUAUAUUAUAUCUUGUGAUUACCCAGAAACUAGUCUAUUAAUUUAUAUUAAUUUGUAUCAAUUUUCAUAUUUUUGUUUUGUUUUGUUUUUAUUUUGUUUACCUUUUUUUCAUUUUCCAACGCUUCUUUAUCGCCGAUUUCUCAGUGUCUGUUUGACAAUCCACAAAUUAAUAUAUUAAUUUAACCUCAUAUUUUCCGACUAAUUAACUCAAAUCAGUGAUAAUACUAAAUAAUCAUGUCUGACAUAGAUCUUGAAGACGGUUUCUCCGCUAAACAGUUGUUUGCAGCCGGUGAUGGAUUGACUUACAAUGACAUCCUCAUUCUUCCAGGAUACAUUGAUUUUCCAGCCGAUGAUGUUAUAUUGACGUCUAAAUUGACUAAAAAUUUGGCCCUUCAAGCACCACUUGUUUCAUCUCCAAUGGACACUGUUACUGAAUCAGAAAUGGCCAUUGCAAUGGCGCUUUGCGGAGGAAUUGGUAUCAUCCAUCACAACUGCACAGAAGAAUUCCAAGCUAAAGAAGUAGAGAAAGUUAAAAAAUACAAACAUGGUUUCAUUCGGGAUCCUGUGGUUAUGAGUCCUCAAAAUACCGUUCGUGAUGUUGUUGAAAUUAAAAGAAAAAAAGGUUUCGCUGGUAUACCAGUUACUGAAACCGGUAAAAUUGGGGGAAAAUUGCUGGGCAUUGUGACCUCUCGAGAUAUUGAUUUCAUUAAGAAUGAAGAUCUAGACACACCGUUGGUAAAAGUAAUGACCAAAGGAGAGGCAUUAGUAACUCUAACCGAGAGUCCAUCAUCUGGUUUAAGACUCCAAGAAGCCAAUGAGAUCCUACAACGUUCAAAGAAGGGCAAAUUGCCUAUUGUUAAUAAUAAAGGAGAAUUGAUUGCUCUUAUAUCGAGAACCGAUUUGAAAAAAAGUCGAGAUUAUCCUCUUUCAUCUAAGGACGACAAUGGUCAACUUCUUGUUGGAGCUGCUAUUGGCACUCGAGACACCGAUAAAAAUCGUCUCAAGUUAUUGGUCGAUGCUGGGGUUGAUGUCAUUAUUCUUGAUUCUUCCCAAGGAAACUCAUGUUAUCAACUUGAGAUGAUCAAGUUUAUUAAGAAAACUUAUCCAAGGCUCCAAGUUAUCGGUGGAAAUGUUGUAACAACUCGUCAAGCUAAAAACUUGAUCGAUGCUGGUGUGGAUGGACUUCGUGUUGGUAUGGGUUCAGGAUCCAUUUGCAUUACUCAAGAAGUCAUGGCUUGUGGUCGCUCCCAAGCAUCUGCUGUUUAUAAAGUAGCUCAAUAUGCUAGCAAAUUUGGAGUACCAAUCAUUGCUGAUGGUGGUAUCUCUUCUGUUGGACAUAUCAUUAAAGCUCUUGCUCUGGGUGCAUCAUGUGUUAUGAUGGGAUCCAUGUUAGCUGGAACAACAGAAGCACCCGGUGAAUAUUAUUUUUCAAAUGGUGUUCGUUUGAAGAAAUAUCGAGGUAUGGGUUCAUUAGAUGCCAUGGAAUCUAAAGAUGGAACUGGAAGUCGUCAAAGAUAUUUCCAAGGUGAUGUUGAUGAAGUUAGGGUUGCUCAAGGUGUGACUGGAUCAAUUGUUGAUAAAGGAUCAAUUCAUAGAUAUGUACCUUACCUUAUUGCUGGAAUCAGAUAUGGUUGUCAAGACAUUGGUUGUCGAAGCUUAGAAAUCUUAAGGGAAUACAUGUACAAGGGAGAACUUAAAUUUGAAAAGAGAACAGCUUCUGCACAAGUUGAAGGCGGUGUUCAUGGACUUUACUCAUUUGAAAAGCGACUUUAUUAGAAGCCAAACCACAAGAAAAGUCAAAAUAUACUUGAAAUUAUUAAUAUCGUUAACCUAAAGUCAUUCCAUGAAAUCAUAUUUUUCGUUCCUUUUCUCACAAUUUUUAAGUUGAGAAAAACUGAAAUCGUUGUCUUUUUACAAAUCAUGUCACAAAAUGCUGUCUUUCUAAAGUUAACUUUUCUUCGUUUAUAUUUCUCCUCUUUUCUUUCUCUGAACAAUUUUCUAAAUCUCAAGACUUUUCAAUUUUAUAAAAAAUCAAAGUGAACAAGAGCUAAAUUAUAAUCAUCUACAAACGAAAAAAGCUUAUUGAGAUUAAACCAGUUAAACAAACGCAGAAUCUAUACAAUAUAUAAAGAAAUGUAUUAAAUUAAAAUUGUGGCCAAAAUAAAAUAAUUUUUAACCAUGCGAAA